Phyllostomus hastatus (greater spear-nosed bat) is the source of this 3207-nucleotide messenger RNA. It is a transcript of the gene CUNH1orf35, whose product is annotated as chromosome unknown C1orf35 homolog. The coding region runs from base 447 to 1169 and encodes 240 amino acids. The record is from RefSeq and is a predicted model, not a curated record. The transcript is spliced from 3 exons. Lineage: Eukaryota; Metazoa; Chordata; Mammalia; Chiroptera; Phyllostomidae.
CAGGGCCUCGCUUUCCGGACCUGAGUCGCCCAGGGCGGAAGUAGUCUCUGAACGCCAGCUAUAGCAGCAGCCAAUAGUCAGAAAAUCGAAGACGGAUCUGAAUUGAAAAUCCAUCUGAUAGGUUCCUGUCUCAACUUUGCAGGAUCUCUGCAAAGCAUUGGUUUCAUUCAUCACAUGUUCCACUAGCUGGUGAGAGUCCCUGUGGUAAGCCCAACUCCCUGCUUUGAGACGUCCAUCCCCAGUGUGGCCACAGGAACCCAUCCAAAGGUCCAGAGAGGAUCUGGAGACUUCAGACAACAGCGUGAGUUGUCAGGUUGGCCAAAACUUAAGAGAGGAAGAGGAGAUAGCUCCUCUUCAGUGAUUCCCAAAUCUGGCUGUCAGUCAGUCAUUGAGGGGCUUUUAAAAAUACAAGUUGCAGACCAGAGGCCACACGGACAGCUGGCACCAUGUUUGGCUCUAGCCGAGGCGGUGUGCGGGGUGGGCAGGACCAGUUCAGCUGGGAGGAUGUGAAGACUGACAAGCAGCGGGAAAACUACUUGGGCAACUCGCUGAUGGCCCCAGUGGGCCGCUGGCAGAAGGGCCGUGACCUCACCUGGUACACUAAGGGCCGAGCAGAUUGCACGGGGAUGAGCCGGGAGCAAGAGCUGGCGGCCGUGAGGCAGGCAGAGCAAGAGGCACUCAUGGCGGCACUGGGCUACAAGAACGUGAAGAAGCAGCCCACCGGCCUCAGCAAGGAGGACUUUGUGGAGAUCUGCAAGCGUGAAGGAAGUGACCCUGAGGAGAAGGGAGUGGACCGGCUCCUAGGCCUGGGGAGCUCCAGUGGGUCUGCAGGCCGAGUGGCAUUGUCCCGAGAAGACAAGGAGGCAGCUAAGCUGGGACUCCCAGUGUUCACACACCACCGAGUGGAGAGCAGUCGGCCUGGGGCCUCCCCGGCCCGGAAGAAGGCCAGGCCAGAGGAGAAGGAGGAACCGGGCCCCCAGAGUCACAAGAAGAGCAGGAAAGAAAAGAAGAAGAAAAAGAAGCACAAGAAAGAGAAGAAGAGAGAAAAGGAGCACAGGACCAGGGCAGCCUCCUCGCCAUCCCCAGCUCCAUCCGGGGCCCACCAUCGCAGGCACGACUCGGACUCCUCACCCUGCUGCAAGAGGAGGCGAGGGCAUGACAGUGACUGAGGCCCAGCCCACCGGGACCCUGCCUACCCCACGCAGGCUGGAUCCUCAGAGAAGCCUUUGAGCACAUGCCCUACCAGGCCCCUGUAAGCAAGCAGGGUGUCCAGGUAGCACCUCACCACCAGAUGGCCCCAGGCCCACCCAGGGAGGACACACCUGCCUUAGGCUGCAGGAACUGCUACUUCUAUUUUCUUUGUGUUGACUCACCUUUUGUGCUUAAAUAAACUUACUUUUAGCUGAAAAAAAAAUGCAAGUUCUGGACAACACCCUGAAGGUUACACACUGGUAACUUACUGAGCACUCACAGUGUAACAGGCCCUACUCUAGGUCCUGUCCACAAGGUAUCAACUCCUUGAACCUCACAACUCUCUGUGGUAGUUACUACUAUUUUGAGAUGAGGAAAUGGAGGCACAGUGAAGUUCUUGCCUGAGCUUUUGCAGCUAGGGAGUGGCAGAGCCAGGAUUCAGACCCAGGCUGUCUGCCUCUAAGACACACAACCUUAACUGCUAUCUCUGGGUCAGUUGAGAAUGUGACAUAGGCAGUAUACUUUCUCCCCAUCCACUUCAGAUCUUAGUAUAAAACCAUAUGCUCUAUUCUAAUGAGCUAUUAAAGAGUGUGUAUGUAUAUAAAUAUAUAAAUACGCCAAUUUUCAGGAGUUAAAGAUGGUAGAGGGCAGGGCAGUAGAUAGAACUUCAAAGGGGUAGCCCCAGGGAAGUCUGUAGAGUAGGAAAGUUGUGUCUUGAUUGUGGUGUCAGUCACAUGAGUCUACACAUGAUGAAAUGACAAUAUAUGUUGUACCAAUAUCAACUGCCUAUUUUGGUGUACUGUAUUGUUGAAUAAGAGGCACAAUGGGGAAACUGGGUGGUCGUACACUGGACUGCUCUGUAUUAUUUUUGCAACUUCCUGUGUAUCUGUAAUUUUUUUUUUUUUUUUAAACACACACCUUUGGCAAGCCCUAAGUCACUUAGAGACCUGUCUAAGAUUGGCUCAAAGAGAGGUCACGUUUGAAGACAAGCCUGCUAAGGGCAAGAAAAGCACAAUGGCUCUGGUGGAGCAGGAGGGCAGUGGUAGUGGUGGCAGUGGCGGCUUAGCAGGGUCACCACUGAGUCAAAUAUGUCACUGAAAUGGGGGCUGAAACCAUUACUUAGGUCUUCAGUGAUUCCCAAACAACUUUUGCCCAGCGUGCUAAAUAAGAACCUUUGGGGAGAGAGCUAAAUGAAUGCGCAAAAUCUCCAUCUCUCGGGUGUUUGAGACUGAGUAGGUCAAUGACAGGAUCCAGCAGUCUUGUUGAAAAAGUUCCCAGGGUGACAUGGAUUUGAAGAUCUCGUUAAGGAGCAGCUGAUAAAGCUCCAUCCCCGCUAACAGGAGGCAACCACCAGGGGGACUAUAACCUAAGCCCUUGGUUGGUAUGGCUAAGAGACGGGUAUUCAUGUCCCUAAAAACAUCCAAAGAUGCCCUUUUCUGAAUGUUAUGUGUAAACAGGGAAAUUUAACAAAGUUAUUUUUUUCUAUUGUCCCUCCUAUGUGGUUAUUUACUAAGUUUCUCAUGGCAGAUAAUUACAAAUAUUUUAGGGUUCAAAGUCCAUUUGUUAGGUAUGGUUUUGGCUACAAGUAAUAAUACUCUACCAACAGUAACCUAAACAAGGGUCUAUUUUUCUCCUGUAGUAAGAGGUCCAAAGAUAGGCAGUUGGCUGGGACUGGUUACACAGUUCAAGAGUUGGGGCUGACAUCUCUGUUCUCUUGGCCCUUUUGUUCCCCCUAAAGAUUGUAUUUUUAGAGAGACCGAAAGAGAGGGAGAGAAAAGUCAAUGUGUGGUUGCCUCUCAUGCGCCCCCUACUGGGAACUUGGCCUGCAACCCAGGCAUGUGCCCUGACUGGGAAUCAAACCAGUGACCCUUUGGUUUGCAGGCUAGCACUAGAUUCACUGAGCCACACCAGCCAGGGCACUUGACCUACCUUUCAUGGAUCCAGCCUCUUUGCAUUUAAGACUGGGUGAAGGGGAAAGGGCAGGAUCACUGGCCUACUCCUGUCUCCCUGGCUAGA